UUGUUUUGGUGACCGUCAUAAGGGCAGACAUUUUGGCCAAGUCAUGUGGUGGCACGAGGUACUGCCGGGCUUAGCUGUCAUGACAGUUUGUCUGUUCAUUCCUGGCAUUGCGACGGCUCAAAUCCAUAAGUUCACAAACGGUGGGAAGGAAAAGCGGCUUGCACGGGCGCCAUAUCAGUGGUACCUUAUGGAGAGAGACAGGAAACUUUCUGGAUGCAAUAAAUAUUACGUCUCCAAGGGACUUGAAAACAUCAAUUGAAAUGCCACAGUGAUGAACCUGAAAUGUAAAUUUUGUCCAGUCAUAUAUUAAAAUGUUGUCCUUAAAUUA
Molecule: messenger RNA, 328 nt
Organism: Danio aesculapii
Lineage: Eukaryota; Metazoa; Chordata; Actinopteri; Cypriniformes; Danionidae
Gene: ndufa1
Product: NADH:ubiquinone oxidoreductase subunit A1
Exons: 4
Coding region: 44-259 (71 amino acids)
Source: RefSeq, a predicted model, not a curated record